ACAGUCAGACCUCCACCGACUCAGAGUCGAUCUUUGGGAAAGACGAAUCCCUCAUCGAUGAGGCUGAGGAUCCUCCCAUUGCCCCGGGACACGGCGAGCUGCGAGUCACUGCACAGACAGACUCUCAGACCUCUACCGACACAGAGCUGAACAUUGGGAAAGAUGAGCCCCUCGUCCAUGAGGGUGAGGAUCCUCCCAUUGCCUCGGGACCCGGCGAGCUGCGACUCACUGCACAGACAGCUGCGCAUGAACAACAGUCGAAAGUGAAGAUCGGAAAUAGACCGUACCGUCUGAUCUGCCUACUCUGCCUAGUUACAUCCGCCCUCAUCGUGAUAGUGGUCGGACUCUCGAUCCAUGGAAUGCACAGCGAUCUCCGUCACCAGUUCACUGAGAUGGAAACGAAGUACAGAUCUGUCAACGAAACCAAGGCUCAAAUCUGUGAAUUGUUGACCAGCAGAAGAGAGCAAACGUGUUCCAAGGACUGGAUGAAAAAUAAAGACCGGUGUUAUUACGUAUCCACGUUUGAAGCAUCUUUCCGCCAAGCGAUGGAAGAAUGUUCAAACCGUGACUCAAGGCUGCUGGAAAUCAAUUCAAGGGAUGAAGCGAGCUUUGCAUCCAACAAACUGUUGUACCGAAACAUUGCACUCUGGAUUGGAAAAUGCGAAAACGGGACUGUGGGCAUGACCCUCUUGUACAAUGUGUCCCCGUGGACGUCCAACUGCAGAGACUGCGAGGCGUACUUAGGGAGUUACCCUUGUGAUAGAGAUCGGCGUUUCAUCUGCGAGAAGUCGGCACCUUUGUUCCCGGAUAUUCCUGAAGAGAUCCAGGGUCUCUGCCAACAGCCAGAGGAGGCGAUGUGA
Messenger RNA from Hypanus sabinus (Atlantic stingray), 860 nucleotides. Its product is annotated as killer cell lectin-like receptor subfamily B member 1B allele B. The transcript has 7 exons. The record is from RefSeq and is a predicted model, not a curated record. Lineage: Eukaryota; Metazoa; Chordata; Chondrichthyes; Myliobatiformes; Dasyatidae. The annotation marks the transcript as partial.